ACAAUUUCGACACGAUGCAACGGGAAACUGCAGUGUGUUGAAGCAAGUGAAUGGUACCUUUUUUGUCUCCGUUUGGGGAAUAAUGAAGAUGAUAUUGAGCAAGAUAUGUAGUAGGAGCAGUAAAACUAACGUGGGUUUGUGGAGAUUACAGAGCAAAUGGGUGUCAACUUCAAGUAAAAGUGUCGUUGACAGGGCUGUUAAAGAUGGUGAACUAAGAGUUUUCAUAGUAGCAGGAGAGGUCUCUGGGGAUACUCUUGCCUCUCGUCUCAUGAAUGCAUUGAAGAAGCUGGCCCCUGUUCCUGUAUGUUUCUCUGGUGUUGGAGGGUCCAUGAUGUCCAAGCAAGGAUUGAAAUCCUUGUUCCUUAUGGAGGAUAUUGCAGUAAUGGGAAUCUGGGAGUUAUUGCCUCAUCUUUAUAAGUUCAGAGUGAAGUUGAAGGAAACUAUAGAGGCUGCUGUUUUGUUUAGGCCUCACGUUGUUGUGACAGUGGACUCCAAGGGUUUCUCUUUCCGUCUGCUAAAGGAAUUACGGGCUAGAUUCAGUCAGCUCAAAUGGAAUGAUGUGGUACACUUCCAUUACGUAGCACCGUCAUUUUGGGCUUGGAAAGGGGGUGAAGCAAGGCUUAAAAACCUAGCUACCUUUGUCGAUCAUGUCUUGUGUAUACUUCCCAACGAGGAAGUAGUUUGUAGAUCAAAUGGACUGGCUGCAACCUUUGUGGGCCACCCUAUUGUGGAAGAUUGUUUGGAAAUGAAUUUGGGAAAGGACAAAAUGCAAUGUGAAAUGAAGAUAGAUGGAAAUUGUAAAGACUUUCGACAUAAAUAUGCUGUACCUUCAGGUGCCACUGUCAUGACCUUGCUACCUGGAAGCAGAUUACAAGAGGUCACCCGAAUGCUUCCAAUCUUUGCGAGCACUAUGGAACAAUUAAAGCACUCAUUUCCUGAGUUGCUGACAGUCAUCCAUGUGGCACCUAAUCAGCAUGUGGAGGACUACGUCAAUAAAGUUGUACACAAGUGGCCGGUGCCUGCUAUAUUGAUUCCAGGAGGAUCCUCACAUCUGAAAUAUGAUGCAUUUAGCGCAAGCAGGGUUGCUUUGUGUACUUCAGGAACAGUUGCUGUGGAGCUGCAGCUUGCACGAUUACCUUGUGUUGUUGCUUACCGAGCGCACUUUCUAACUGAGUGGUUUAUCAGACGUAAAGCAAAGAUACCAUACAUCUCUCUCUCCAAUAUUCUCUUGGAUUCACCUAUAAUUCCAGAAGCUCUCCUUCAAUCUUGCACCCCUGAUAAGCUGGCUGGAUUGCUCAAGGAGCUGAUACAUGAUGAGGCCCUUCAAGAAGAGCAGAUUGUAGCCGCUGAUAAAGUUAUCAGACUUCUGUUUCCUCCAGAAAGAACCAUUACCAACCUGGAAAGGCCGGAUCUUGGUUUCACAUUGCCAAAUUGCACGCCAAGUAUGUUAGCAGCAUCAACCAUUCUAGGCUUUGUGAAAUCAUGAAGACUAAUGUAUUCAACACAUUAGGCAACUAACUGAUGCACUCAGCUUGAUCAUAAGAUUUGCUUCUCUCAGAGUCCUUCAGGUCCAUAUCCAGGGGGAUUUUUUUUUUUUUUUUUUUUAGAUUCAAGCCCAAUUAUGACAUCUCAGUAAUAUUGGUAUCAAAGCAGCUAGAUUCAUGACUUGCUUUUGUCCCAACUUAAAGAUUGAAGGCAUAAAUCUAAAUGCGGAACCGCUUAAACUUUGUUAUAUUUAAUGGAUCAGUUUUUUCAA
This is a messenger RNA of Mangifera indica (mango), 1756 nucleotides long. Its product is annotated as probable lipid-A-disaccharide synthase, mitochondrial. Gene Ontology annotation, molecular function: phospholipid binding; lipid-A-disaccharide synthase activity. Gene Ontology annotation, biological process: lipid A biosynthetic process. NCBI's taxonomy places the organism in Eukaryota, Viridiplantae, Streptophyta, Magnoliopsida, Sapindales, Anacardiaceae. The record is from RefSeq and is a predicted model, not a curated record. The coding region runs from base 83 to 1486 and encodes 467 amino acids. The transcript has 8 exons.